Plodia interpunctella (Indianmeal moth) is the source of this 1893-nucleotide messenger RNA. RefSeq lists its product as uncharacterized. Lineage: Eukaryota; Metazoa; Arthropoda; Insecta; Lepidoptera; Pyralidae. The coding region runs from base 266 to 1612 and encodes 448 amino acids. The record is from RefSeq and is a predicted model, not a curated record. The transcript has 3 exons.
GUGCGGUAUUUAACAACAAACCGAUGAUACGCGCGCCCACUUUCUGACCGGCAGGCCGGCCGAACGCAUACGAAACAUAAAUUCAAAAAUAAAAAAGAUUUCCUUGCUGCGGUUGCGUGGAGGCUUUCGUCGCAACGGAUAUGUGGUCAGCGGGCGGUGGAAAGAUGCGGUGUUGACACAGUGAUGUGACCAUAGACAAUAGUGCAAGUUGGUGGUGUGUGAUUAAAACUCUUUGGACUUCGUGAAUGAAAAACGACUGUGCAAAAUGCUGGUUUUUAAGGUCGUGCCAGUUUUCCUUUUCAUCCUCGUCGUUGGAGCCGAGAAGAAAAUCGAACUUCAAGACAUAGAAGAAGACAACUUGAAGAGCGAGAAAGAAAAAGAACUAGAGAAGGCUGAACCGAGAGCGCAUGAUGCCGGCCAGGGUUUACUUCCUCUGGAGUUCCUCAAGAAUGGUUUCCUUCGAUACUUCGAGAGUCCUACCCAUACGCAAGCCGCUCCUCAACAGCAGCGUUAUGUGUCACAAUACGCCGUCACUGAACCACCAGAAAGUCCUGCGCCAAGUCCAACAACAAAAGUACAAUACGGUCCGCCUGCUGCCCAGCAAGCAAUGGUCGGUUAUUUAUCGAACGUGCCGAUGCAGAUUUAUCUAGUGCCACAGUAUUACAAUGACCAGCAUGAGCCAACAGCAAACGCCCAACAGGGAGUGCAGUACGUCAGCACGGGACGAGCCGCUGGAUAUUCAACGGCUCCUGAAGCAGUACAAACACAGAACAAUUACGUAGAAGUUCCGAGUUAUAUAGCUCCGACUGGGAAAACCUUUGUUCAGCAGUAUUCCUCGCCAGUUGCGUACGUGGGUUACACGCAACCCACUGUGGCUCCAGCAACUGCCGCACCAGUACUCACCUACCAAGUUCCAGUCAUGCAAUAUCCCACUGCCAUAGCAGCACCUCCUAUUUUAACUAAGGGGUACUAUCAAACUGCUCAAUUUGAAGGAAACGCGAUUGAUGAACAGGAUAAUGGAGAAGUGAAAUAUACAGCGACCGAUGUGCCUUAUACGAAGUCUACACCUGAGUUCCCAAGAUAUUACUCAUCACAAGCUCCAAUAAGGGAGCAGUACAGACACGGCACUGUAUCUGAGCUGCCUCCACCGAAUCCUCUAAUUUUAAAGCCACAGCCAUCUCAUUUGGCGCAUUUACCUAAAGCGCUUCCAAUGUACCGGCCGCUUACGAAAUCUGUUUAUUCUGGAAAUCACUUAGCAUCUGCCUAUACUUCAAGACCAUACGAGGCUUACGGACCACCUUACAAGAGGCGUCCAACAUCACUUUUAGACUCGUAUAUCCCAUCGAGUGUUCAGUUAGAAUACCUGAAAAGAGGUUUCACCAAAGAUCCAUUGCUUGCGUACGAGGAGUUGUCUAAUGGUAGACAUUUGUCUCAUUCCCCGUCAUCUCACUCCCCAGUAAUCCAUUCCCAUUCUUCCCAUUCCCCAGUCAUUCCCAGACACUAUGAAAGGGGGUUCCUUCCCAACCAAAUGUAUCACACAGCCGCGGGUGGAGUAACCUUCGGACACUACAAAAGAACACCGAAAAUCGAAAAUAAGGCAUCGACAAAUUAAUUCAUUCGAGUCAAUAUUUAAUCUAGGAUUAGUAUACAGGCAUGGGUAUAAGCCCGGACAUAAAUUUUUUUGGCCGGGCUUAAAUCUAUUUCUGAUCGUUAAAUUUAAUAAUGAUCUAAAAGAUCACUGGACUAAUGUUAAGAUUUAUGUAAUAUAAGUAACUGUAAGUUUAAGAGACUACACUAAAUUUCGAUGAGGCUUACAUAACUUAAAAAGUGCUAAUCCACGGUCAGUAUUUAAUAAAUGUGUAAUUAUUGUUAUUUAAAUACAAGUUGUUAAUA